Ceratosolen solmsi marchali is the source of this 3000-nucleotide messenger RNA. RefSeq names its product Inositol 1,4,5-triphosphate kinase 2 (gene IP3K2). Lineage: Eukaryota; Metazoa; Arthropoda; Insecta; Hymenoptera; Agaonidae. The coding region runs from base 250 to 2196 and encodes 648 amino acids. Gene Ontology annotation, molecular function: inositol hexakisphosphate kinase activity. Gene Ontology annotation, biological process: inositol phosphate biosynthetic process; phosphatidylinositol phosphate biosynthetic process. The record is from RefSeq and is a predicted model, not a curated record. The transcript is spliced from 9 exons. Gene Ontology annotation, cellular component: nucleus; cytoplasm.
UUAGGCUCUCCUACGAUGCUCGAGGCUCAUCAUCCAUCGGCCUCGCGUUCGAGCGAAAGGGCUAACGGACGUACAAGUCGAUGUGGCGCUACUGAAUUUUUUCCUCCGAUCCACUCGACACAGUUAACAAUUUUCGCAACGAUAAUGAUGCAGCGGAGGUUCAAAAAGCCAAUAUGAAGAGAAUGAGACAAUUUUGUCGUCAUCUGGCCUGAUCGUUAAGAAACAGUCACCUGCAACUUCCCUCGCACCAUGAGAUCGAAAAGCCAGCGAAUGGAGAUGAUGGGUACCGGCGAAGACAUAAGUAACCCAGCGGCCGAGGCCCAGGAAGAGUACGACGAGUUCAACUCGAAAACGGUGGUGAGUAUGAUGCCGAUAGUCGUUGCCAGAUCGGCCAAUAAGAGCCCGUUAAGCGAUGAAGGAAUCGAGCCCGACUCCGAGAGAAAAAGGGGAUCGGUCUCGAGAUGCUGGAGCAUCGAUUCCGCGGUGACUAGCGAAGAAGAUUAUGGGCAAUCGGUAAGGAGGCAGAAGCUCAGGGUCACUAGAUGCUGCAGUUCCGAUAGCGCUGUUCUUAGCGACGACGAUCAGAACAAGGGUGACAGUGUCGAGAGUGAGUCGAGCGACGGGAGGCCCAGGUAUUGGCGAACGCCCAGUGUCGUCGUCAGCGAUUACUCGGACUAUUCGUACUUUGACGAGAAAUUCGAACGCAGCGACUCGGAGCUGGAAAAACUUGAGAGUAAUAGCGCUAGCCCUAGCCAAGCUAGCAGCUGCUCCUGCCUCGAUUGCGACGAGGGCCGAGACUUCCAGGAUCUUUCGCCGAGCCUCGAGAAUCACAUGCUUCAGGUUUGUCGGCACCGACGACACUCAGACUCUUGUUGUGUUUGCGUGGGGCCCAUAAACCUCAAUAUUUCAAGCAGGCACAUAAAUGAUGGUGGGAACAGGCGAAAUUCCUGUUUGGCAUCCUCCAAUCUAUAUUAUACGAAACUAUCCGUUGGCUACGACGAAUCGACCAGGACAUCAGAGAUGAAAGACAGGACGACAGCGGCAACGACGACAACGACGUACGAGCUCCUUGACAUUCCCCCAAGCCGCAAGAUCUCAGACUGCUCGACGAUUUCAAGUUUGAGUGGUGAUGAAUUUGAGGUCACCGAACUGCAGCCGAUAAAGCACACUUCGAGCUCUGGGUGGAGAAAAUUAAGAAAUAUCGUUCAUUGGACGCCCUUUUUCCAAACGUACAAGAAGCAACGAUAUCCAUGGGUUCAGUUAGCGGGUCACCAAGGGAACUUCCGCGCAGGCCCGAUGCCCGGCACCAUCCUCAAGAAGCUCUGCCCCCAGGAGGAGGCCUGCUUUCAGCUUCUGAUGCAGGACGUCCUCAGACCCUAUGUACCGGAAUACAAGGGUGUAUUGGACGUAAGGGAGCUCGAGGAUCGGGGAAAAACCGAAGCAAAUAAUCAUACUGACGGCAUUCUAACAAAUAACAUUGAGACAACAAACGACAAAGAGGAGAACAAAGGCGCGAUCGUCGCUUCGUAUCUCCAGCUUCAGGAUCUGCUGGGAGAAUUUGAACAGCCCUGUGUUAUGGACUGUAAAAUCGGCGUUAGGACUUACCUCGAGUCCGAGCUCGCCAAGGCUAAGGAACGACCCAAGCUGCGCAAAGACAUGUACGAGAAGAUGGUGCAGGUGGACCCGAGCGCACCAAAUGCGGAGGAACGCCGUCUCCAGGGCGUGACGAAGCCGCGGUACAUGGUAUGGCGGGAGACGAUAUCCAGCACAGCGACCCUCGGCUUUCGAGUCGAGGGUAUGAAGCUCGCCCGCGGUGGCUCCUCCAAGGAUUUCAAAACGACGAGGACGAGGGAGCAGGUAAUAGAAGCGCUGCAACGCUUCGUGGACGGCUACCCGCACGCGAUCUCAAAGUACCUUCAACACCUAAAGGCCAUCCGCGCCGCACUCAACAUCUCCCCGUUCUUCGCCUCGCACGAGGUUGUUGGCUCGUCCCUCCUGUUCGUCCACGAUACCAAGUGCGCCGGCGUCUGGAUGAUCGACUUUGCAAAAACGCUACCGCUGCCGCAACACCUGCCACGCAUCAGGCACGACGCCGACUGGCAGGUCGGCAACCACGAGGACGGCUACCUCAUUGGCGUUAACAACCUCAUCGAGAUCUUCGAGGAGAUAAAGGAAUGUGGAGUAGGCGCGGAAUGAGGAUAUUUAAGGUCGAUUAAGGGCCAUCGGCUUUAUUUCGCUCGCCAAGUCCGCUCGUAUAAGCCUAGAGACUUUUUGGGACGUUUUGCUAAAGCAAGACCGAGGGUUUCGCCAUACCGUGGCAUUCUCGGCCUACCACGGUAGUCCGCCUUAUAAGUGAAUAAUUAAGCUGCCGUAACUUAAAUAUAAUUUUAAUUUCGUGCCGUUAUGUGCCUGGCGCCUCCACCGUCUUGCUGCGUUCCAUGAUUAUGUCGGGACGCCAAGGCAGACUUGUCUCGUUCAGGGGACGGCUAUAGUUUAUAACGGAUUUUGCUACUCUACGGUUAAUCAAAUCUUACUUCACCAAGUAAAUUUGACCGAAUCAUAAGCUCACUGGGAUUUUUAAUAAGCUAUACGUCGAUUGUCUCAAGCUAAUGGGCAUCCCUUAGUCUCGAUUUCAACUCUGGGAUUCCAUUCGGAUGGAUAUUUAUUUCGAUACUAUUGAUUUACCUUCGCUAUGGUAACAUGGAAGCUAGAUAGGAGCAUCGACUACAUUUGCAAUAAUCAAUUCAAUGGGAGAACGUGCGUAUAUACGCAUGCACUUACGUAUGUGUAAACGAGCGUGAGAUAGACGAAGUACCGGUUAGACGAAUACUAAGCCCUAACAUUUGGAUACCUGAAUAAUUUAAUGUAUAUUAUUUAGAAUGAUAAUUAAUGUAUAAGGUGCGAAGAAAAUUAUAAUAAUAAUUGGGUAAAUAAAUUUUCAAAUUUAAUUUGCCUUGGUAUGGAGAUGUGUUUCGUUACUGAUAUUUUUACCAUGUAUAU